AUGGAGAAUUUUAAUCUUCAUAGUAUUAUAAAAAUGAACAGCACUGUGAGUUUACUCUUUGGGAUUUUUUUAACAGUAAUAGGAUCCAUAUUUAUGGCUAUAGCAAAUACAUUUAUGAAAUUAGGUUUGAGUGAUUCGAAAAAGAAAAAGUACAUGUUUACUAAUUAUUCUUGUGAUAUGAAAUGGUAUAUAGGAUUUAUUGUUUAUUGUUUUGGAUCCUUUUUACAUAUAAUUGCCCUAGGUUUUGCCCCUGCAAGUACAUUAGCCCCAAUGAAUUCAUUCGGUUUAAUAGCCAAUGCUAUUGUUGCUAAUAUAUAUUUAAAUGAGAAGUUAGGAAAAAUAGAAUUAAUAUCUACAUUUGGAAUAUUUUUUGGUAUUAGUAUAUGUGCAUGUGCUUCCUUUUUGUGUGAAACAGAAAAAGUUCAUUUUAAUCCUAUUCAUAUAAUAGAGAGUUGGAAAAAUCCUUGGUAUAUUUUUUAUAUUUUUGUUUCGAUAUUUCUAUCUUUUUUUACAUUAAUAUAUUUAAAUCAUGAAGAAAAUAAAAUCAUAUCAGAAAAUGAAGAAAUAUAUGCUGCAAAAAGAUAUGUUGAAUUAAAUGUAAUGGAUGAGAAAAAACAAGAAACUGAAGAUGAAAAUAUUAACUCAUUAAUAAAUAGUAAAACAUUAACUGAGGCUGCUAAUAUAUAUCCUAAAACUAUUGGUUUAGCAUAUGGAUUUUUAGCUGGAUUAAUUGGAUCACAAUGUGUUUUAGAAAUAAAAGAAAUUGUUGCCUUUUUACAUAUAGGUUUAAAUAACAAACAUAUAUAUAGAACACCUUUACCACACUUAUGUUUUGUAUUUCUUAUCAUUUCUAUCUAUUUACAAAUACAUUUCUUAAACUUAGGAUUAACCAGAGGUGAAGCAACCCUAGUCGUUCCAACAUAUUAUGUUUUUUGGACCUUUUUUGGAACAUUAGGUGGUCUAGUCAAAUUUAACGAAAUUGAAAAUUUCAAUUUUAAUUCUAUUCUAUUGUUUUUAGUAGGAUUUCUACUCACCGUUUUAUUUAUAUCGAUUUUAGCUGUUCAAGAAAUAACAUUCUUACGUAAAUAUGUAGAUAAAGAAGUACCAGAUUUACCACUGGAAAAUUUAGAUAUACAUACACAAGUAUUACAAAAUAAAAAAUUAUCAAAACAAGUUAUAUUAAAUAUGGGUUUAUUCCCUGUAUCGUUACUUGGAACAACUGUUGGAAGAAAAAAGUUUCGUCCAUUAUAUGAAAGAUUCAGAAGAACCAGAAGUAUUCUCUCAGAUACACAUAUUGGUGAUCAGCAUUGUGAAUAUUCUAUAGAUAAUAAUAUAUAUAAUGCAUAUACCCUACCUUACGAUAUAUACAAUACAAAUACAGACACAUUUAGUGCUAAAAAGAAGAAAUAUAGACACACUGAACCAAGAAUUGAAAAUACAUAUAUUUUUUAA
Molecule: messenger RNA, 1452 nt
Organism: Plasmodium adleri (nom. inval.)
Lineage: Eukaryota; Apicomplexa; Aconoidasida; Haemosporida; Plasmodiidae
Product: inner membrane complex protein
Exons: 1
Coding region: 1-1452 (483 amino acids)
Biological process (GO): magnesium ion transport
Cellular component (GO): membrane
Molecular function (GO): magnesium ion transmembrane transporter activity
Source: RefSeq, a predicted model, not a curated record